Nymphaea colorata (pocket water lily) is the source of this 1456-nucleotide messenger RNA. RefSeq lists its product as uncharacterized. The transcript has 2 exons. The record is from RefSeq and is a predicted model, not a curated record. The annotation marks the transcript as partial. NCBI's taxonomy places the organism in Eukaryota, Viridiplantae, Streptophyta, Magnoliopsida, Nymphaeales, Nymphaeaceae.
AUUCGCAAAUCGGUGUCCUGCAUUUUCUCGGCGUAUCCCGAAUUCUCGAAUGCUGCCAAGGCGUAUUUACCAAUUCUUUUCGCCAUCAAAGCACCGGAACAUCCUCCUUUCCCUGUGACUGUAUACUGCCACUGCGUUGAGGAUAUAUCCGAAAAUCCUCCACCAUUGGGGUGGUAUCAGAGAGCAUAUAACUCCGUGAUUAAGCUGAGCCGGAAACUUAAGAACAUUGAUCAGGUUGACGGGAAGCUGAUUAAUAUUGAGGACGAUUCAGUUGUCAGGGAUGAUACUGUUGAAAAGAAAAUGCAAAAGUUCAAGUUGUUAACGAGAGAGUUAGUGGGGAGUCCAUUUAUGCAGCAGUCUUUGAAGAAAAAGUCGGCUACACAUGCCCUGCCUACUGGUUGCUUCGCUAGAUUGAGUGAAAGAGAUUCGAUGACGCUGAAUAAGUUGACGAAAGUGUGUGAACUGCUCAAUAUCCCUAUUCAGCAAAGAAAGAUUGUACGUUACACCGUAUCUACUCAAAUUACACAGAGUCGUAUAUUAAGGAAUACUUUGCUGGAGAUACUGAAUGAAUUGAAUGCUGAGAUGCUGCACAUGGGUGCUACAACACACACAUUACGGAUGGGAGAACAGAUAGUUAACAGUUGUAUGAAGCUUUUUAUGGCGAGUGCAGUUUCUUCAAACCUUGAGUCACCUUCAUGGAUGCGACUUGCUUCCAAUAAAAAGCCUGAUUCUGCGCCAUUAACAUGGGGAGAACCUUUGGAGAUGAUCAUUGAUCUCACUGAGUGCUUGAAGAAUGAGCCGAGACUAGCACCUUAUGUUUCAAAGCUGGAAGCCAUGAAAGAAGGCCUGUAUCAAAUUAAGGAUGUUAUGAUAGAUAUAGACAUUGGCUACAGGCAAGCGCGAGAGCAAGAGUGUCUGGUCCGGAAGAAUCUAUCUCAGAGCCUGGGACAUUCAUCUGAAUGUCUUUUCACUCUCUUGUUGUAUUAUCUGUAUGGUACUGUCAAGAACAUGGAAAUCGAUCUACGUGGUGGUAUUUAUGGGAAAGAGCCUCAGUUUUGCCUGUGUUUCGGAAAAGUUAUGACUUCCAGUGAUGACUAUAUGAUCUGGAGAGGUAUAAAGCAGCUUGAUAGAGCCCUUGGCUUGUGUACGUUUGUCUGGAAAGUGGCAGGAAUGAAGGCGUCUUUAAAGGUUCAAGGACACAUUUGGGUUGUGGAUGCAGAAGAGAGGGUAAUUGAGUACAGAAUGAACUCAUACUUCGUUCAUAGAAUCGAAUUGUGAUUCAAUUUUGUUUUGGAAAUGAGGAAUAGGUUUAUGACAAUAACACGAGAUUAGCUUAGACAUUUUUGGAAUUGUCUUACCAGUAAAAGUUUAGAUUUAGAUGCCUAAAUUCUGUAUGGAAAGGAAGAGAAACGAUAUGUGUAGCAAAUGGCAGACGUUCUCUAUUGAUUUCUCAUAA